AUGAUGGCAGCUUCUUCCAAACCGACAGAAGAAAAUUGGCAUCCAUCCAGCCUUUUUGUAUAUAACCCACUCCCGGGUCACCAAGACUUUGACUUGACAAUAUCUGAUGCGAAGUCCACUGCUGAUGCUAGAGCCGAUUUCUACGAUCGCAGUCUGACGAGUCGCAGAUAUGCCCUUGUCGGAGUGGCAUGUUCAAGGAUUGUCACUUUAGCCAACCACGGAAUCUCGGGAGUAACCCCGCUCAACAUAUUCGAGUAUCAUGAUGUGAUGGCCAUCGGUGUGGGGCCCAUCCAAGUACUACCGCUGCGGGGGGAGAUAUUGACCCUGAUACUUGACUUAUUUGUCACGUUAUGUACCGAGUCCAUAGGCUUCGUACACGGCAUCUCAUUGCGCUCUGCGCUAGCCUCAGAGUCUCGGCUUCGUUUCAACACCAAUCUGCGCCUUCUGACCGCAGCCCGUGGAUGGUAUAACCCUAAUAGCGCCUUCCUUAACGGUAUCUCAGCUGUCCAUAUCCUACAGCGCGGCCUCACUCGUUGUGGAAGUUCUGACAGUAUUAGUAUCGCAGGGUUUCCGCUCCUCAUUUUGGGCGUCGCACUACUCCUCCAGGUGAUGAUCGCAUUGUCAGCGAUGCGGGCUGUCAAAAUCUUGACGUGGAGUUCUUCACCUUUCGACUUGACUGCUGCACUCGUCCACCACGCGCAAUUGACCCCUGCUACUUUCCGGUGCAUGCGUCCUGUGUCUGACCUCGACAUGUAUGGUGGUCCAGCGAAGCCACCAGAGACACAGCCCUCUGCGUGGCAUGCUCACCCUAGCAUCCGUAAAGUUGUCAUUUAUCUUUGGCUGAUCGUUGCAGCGUGCGCUGGAUGGGCUGUACUCGUCAUGUAUUUCUGGGACCACUUCCACCUCGCUCAAGUUGUUCCCACCUCUCCGCUUACACUCCAAACGUGGUCGUUUCUCCGGAAUCUUAUGGGCAAUUACGUCAUAUAUGAUCUGCCAGGUGUCAAUCUUGAGGCAUGGAUUGUGGUCUUUGUCUUCACUGCAGUAGUCCAGGGACCAUUGACGCUUGGGCUGCAUUGCUCAGAGCUCAUCGCGAAUGUCAUCCGAGACGAAAGACAGUGGAGAUGUGCUACCAAAAGGAAAGGACUUAGUGUGGCGACGAACCCGCUGAAGCCAAUUUUCAUUCAUCCGAUGUGUCUCAUACUUUUCAUCGCGAAGCCUUUCCUGCACUGGAUGUUUGGGCUCUCAUUCUCCUUAGCUUUGACAGCCUUUGACGAGAAUAUAAACGCUCUGGUGAUGUCUAUGUUCACUGCCCAGAUCUGGAACUUAUGCAUUGCGCUCUUUAUAUUUUCCUGUUUCUUCACCUUCAUCGCACUACGCCGACCGCACGGUCCCCAGCCAGCUGCAUAUGGCCACCUCCAGACGCUCGCCAACCUCGUGGAUGAGUGGUCCCCUGUGAUGUGGUGGGGACACAAGGAGAAUGGAAUUCCGUACUGUCAUGCUGGGACAAGCGAUCACCCGCUGCCGGACGUGAAGAUGGACUGCGUUUAUGCUGGUUCCGUUGCUGGGUCUCCGGUACCCCUCUCGUGA
Suillus fuscotomentosus is the source of this 1587-nucleotide messenger RNA. RefSeq lists its product as uncharacterized. The transcript is spliced from 6 exons. The record is from RefSeq and is a predicted model, not a curated record. NCBI's taxonomy places the organism in Eukaryota, Fungi, Basidiomycota, Agaricomycetes, Boletales, Suillaceae. Bases 1 to 1587 code for a protein of 528 amino acids.